Messenger RNA from Talaromyces stipitatus ATCC 10500, 1621 nucleotides. RefSeq names its product RWD domain protein (Gir2), putative. Bases 176 to 874 code for a protein of 232 amino acids. Lineage: Eukaryota; Fungi; Ascomycota; Eurotiomycetes; Eurotiales; Trichocomaceae. Gene Ontology annotation, biological process: cytoplasmic translation. The record is from RefSeq and is a predicted model, not a curated record. The transcript is spliced from 2 exons. Gene Ontology annotation, molecular function: protein binding.
AAGAACUGGAAUUUGCGAUAGAAAGACUUUCCUGUCAAUAUUUACGUCAAUUUGCGAUUCCGUUGCACAUAACCUAAGUUCUGGCCUAUUUGAAGAGAUCAUAGGGCUUUUCGAUUCUUGGAACGUGUUAUAAAAUUCCAUAUAUGCUUGCUCAUUUCCAUUUGGAAUUGCAAACAUGGGCCGCGAAGAUCAAGUCGAGGAACGAGAAGUCCUCGACUCGAUAUUUCCAGAAGAAAUUACAGAUUUAUCAGACACAUCCUACCGAAUAACUAUAAAGCUCGACGUUGAUGAAGACGAAGAGAAUGAGGAGGCACCAACUCUAUUACUACAGGUUUCAUAUCCAGAGGCAUAUCCUGAUGUGGCCCCAGAUCUUGAGAUUUUAACACCACCAAAUUCCGCAAAACACACACGCUUCGACAUACAGGAGGACAAGGCCCACCUGAUGAACGCACUUCAACCUAGCAUUGAAGAGAACCUUGGCAUGGCCAUGAUAUUUACCCUAGUCAGUACGCUAAAGGAAGCGGCGGAGACAUUGAUAAUGGAGCGUGUGGCAUCCGAAAGACAAGCGCGCGAAAGAGAGAUUGCACAAGCCGAGGAGGAAGAGAAUCGAAAGUUCCAGGGCACACUUGUCAAUAGAGAGAGAUUCCUUGAAUGGCGGGAGAGAUUUAUGAAAGAGAUGGAGGAAGCAGAGCAGAGAGAACGGGAGGAGAAAGAGGCGGAAGAGAAGAAGAAAAAGCCGUCUGCUCGUGAAGAGCAAAAGCUUACAGGACGACAGCUAUGGGAGCGAGGUUUGGCAGGCAAGGGCGACUAUGAUGAAGAGGGCGAAGAGGAGGUGCCAUCGGAAGGAGUCGAAAAAUUGCAAAUUUCAUCCUAAAGCGAGAGAUUCUCAUGACCUGGUGCGAAAGAACCUUUUUUGACAUAGCGAAGGAACAAGGAAGUGGCUUCGUCUACCACUUACCCCCCACAACGCAAUUCAUCGCUUAAUAGCAAACUCUACAUGUAUAUGUUGUAAUCAAACUGGAAGAUCAAGACAAGAGCUUGCAGCUUGCAUCAGUGAAGCCUUGCAAUUGCCGCCUGAAGACAAGCGUCCAUUUUCAACAGAGGUACUCGAUAAUAAGGAAACCGAAGUAGCCAGCUGAAGUACAUCAACCGACAAGCUGCCUGCCAUAUUUCUGUAUCAAGGAGAUCCAGGAGCCAACCGAUGGUGGCUUUUCAGUCUCCUUUCUAGCUUCUUUAGCUUCUUCUUCCUCUUCUGCAGCCAGUUUACGCUCGGCGAGAACGACCUCCCACAUCUUCUCUGCAAGUUCUUGUUGCUUCUUCUCAAACUCUAUAUUAUCAUAGAAUGCCUUCUUGUAACACUCCAGAGGACUCUCCAUCCAGGAACCUUCAAUCCAGCGUAUUGGGUGAUGCGCAUGUAUCACUCGCGGAGUGACAGGUUGACCUUCAAUGAGACGAUCCCAGUCUUCCUCAUCCUUUGCAAAGAGCGUAUCGAUAAGCAGUCUCUCACGUCUUUCCACUAAUUUGUCCUUGAAGCGGAGUUUGUACCGAAUAAUUCGGCUCAGAUUCUGCGGCUGCGGUUUUUUGAUUCGCAGAAAAGGUACACCACGAGCGCUCACGAGUU